UCUUGUAAAUAAUAAUAAUGAGUUCGGCUAAAAGUGAGGAAAUUACUAAUUUUGAAAAUACAUUCUCAAAUGAUGAUGAGUGUUGUGAUGGUGUGAGUUCUAAGCUCGGCAAACAACAAUCACAAUCUAAGCUUAAAGUUGGAGCUGGAGGUGAUGAUGGCAAUGCUGCAGAAGAUUUCGAUGCAUGGAUGAAAUCUCGUCAACUUCUUAAACCAGAAGAUCAACUUGAUCUAACUGAAGCUGAAUUGGGAGAGGAAAUAACAAAAGUCCUUACACCAACUAAUACCAAUGUUGUUGAGAAUUUAGUUGCAUACAGUUUCAAGGAGAAAGCUUUUGUUCCGCUUCCUCUUGAAGGUAGCGUUGUGAAUAUUUUCAGCUUUGAGGGAACUUGCUUGCACGUUGAAUCAGAGGAGGCACAAAAACAAAUCGAAGAAUAUGGUGAUGCCGGUUACGCAAUUCCACCUCCGAAGGCUGCCAAAUCAGUUGCCAUAAAUGAGGAUGCCCUCGCCGCUCAAAGAUCGACUAUGGGAUCAACUGGAGACUCUGAAGGUGGGGGUGGUGAUGAAGAACCUGCUGUUGAAGAAACUGAAGACGAAGGUGGCGAGGGUGAGGAAGUUAUUGGCGAAGGUGAGGGUGAGGUGGAAGGCGAAGAAGCAGGUGAUGCUGGCGAUGGGGAUGCAGUUGCAAAAGAAGUGCCUGGAUCUGCUGGUGGUGGAACAAAAAAACGUAAAUUGAUAAAUCAAUUUAACUUCUGUGAACGUGCUGCAUUAACAUUCACCAAUCCAACAAGGUGUGUGGAGACUCAAACCAUUCCACCACCCAGAUCAACAUUUGGUAGCAAUGUCCUUCAAUGGGUAAUUUAUGAUAGUUACACAGAAGAUUUUGCACAGCAACAGAAAGAAAAAGAAAAGGAAAAGAAGCAAAAUGCAGCUUUAAAAAAAGAUGCAGAAAAAAGAGAUGAACAAAAAGAAGCUGCAGUCGAAUUAAAUAAGAAAUACCUCAAAUGUUGGCAAAUCCUUGAGCGUAUGAUCAAUCAAAAUAUUUAUCAUGAUAUUGCAAGUGAUUAUCGAUAUUGGGAAGAUCCUUCGGAUGAGUUUCGUGAAGGUGAAGGCACACUACUGCCAUUGUGGAAAUUUAACUAUGAAAAGACUAAGAAAAUGAAUGUUACCGAUGUCAUGUUUAAUCCAAAUUAUUAUGAUCUUUUUGCAGUUUGUUUUGGAUCACAUGAAUUUAUGAAACAACCAGCUGAGGGAGCUAUUUGUUUGUUUACCAUAAAAAAUCCUUCAUUUCCAGAUUAUAUAAUAAUGACUGAAAGUGGUGUCAUGUGCUGUGAUAUUCAUCCAAAAUACCCAUUUCUAGUGGCAAUUGGAAUGUAUGAUGGAAAUGUAGCAGUUUAUGAUCUCAAGGAUACAUCGAAGGGAGCUCUCUAUAUGUCUCAAGGUGUGAAUGGAAAACACUCGGAAAGUGUUGCUGAGUUAAAAUGGGGUCCAGAUUUGGCUGAUGGUGAAAUAAACUUCUACACCGCUUCAUCAGAUGGUCGAGUUUUCAAUUGGGUCUUGAUGCAACAUAAGUUUUCCAUCACAGUUAUUAUAACAUUGUUUUUAGACAAUGGCACAAUCGAAGGUCCUGAUGGAACACAAAUGCGACUUAAAGGAUGUGCCACAUGUAUGACAUUUCACCCUACCCAGCCAGAGAUAUUUCUCAUUGGUACAGAAGAAGGACUUAUUUACAAAUGUAGCACAGCUUACAGUUCGAAAUAUCUUAUAACAUACAAUGCACAUUAUCUCUCGGUUUAUCGAAUUGACUUCAAUAAAUUCAAUUCGAAUAUAUUUGCAUCAUGCAGUGGAGAUUGGAGAAUAAAAAUAUGGGAAGAUAUGCGAAGUGAACCAUUGUUCAUCUUCGAUUUGGGAUCAUGCGUGGGAGAUGUUAGAUGGGCACCAUAUUCCAGUACAGUAUUUGCAGCAGUAACUUCUGAAGGAAAAGUCUAUGUUUUUGAUUUGAAUGUGAAUAAGUAUAAGGCGAUUUGCAUACAAGCGGUUGUUCCAAAAAGAAAGAACAAACUUACAAGAUUGGCUUUUAAUCAGAAAUUACCUUUUAUAAUUGUUGGAGAUGAUAAAGGUACCACAACUUCUUUAAAACUAUCACCUAAUUUGCGAGUGAUGGUAAAACCACCCAAAAAGCAACUUUAUUUGGAUCAACAGACACUUCAAAUACAAAAACUCGACAGAAUACUUUCGUUGGUAAGGGAGUUGCCCGAAGGAGAAGUCAUCAAAGAUACUACAACAACAGUUCAAAGUUAAUUUUUUGUUAUUUUGAAGAUAAAGGAAAUCGUUUUGUAUGAAAUUGUAAAUAAUAAUAAAAACAAAUUUUGGAA
Messenger RNA from Episyrphus balteatus (marmalade hoverfly), 2374 nucleotides. RefSeq names its product dynein intermediate chain 2, ciliary. The record is from RefSeq and is a predicted model, not a curated record. The transcript is spliced from 12 exons. Bases 18 to 2300 code for a protein of 760 amino acids. Lineage: Eukaryota; Metazoa; Arthropoda; Insecta; Diptera; Syrphidae. Gene Ontology annotation, cellular component: outer dynein arm. Gene Ontology annotation, molecular function: dynein heavy chain binding; dynein light chain binding. Gene Ontology annotation, biological process: cilium movement; outer dynein arm assembly.